GUACUACAUUUCCCAUAACUCCCUGUAGCAACACUACUUCGGCUAGCCUCAAACGUAGCGUCAAAUGUAGCCGUAAACUACCGCUUUUGGAGACUUUUUUAAGGUUUCUACGAUUUUUAGUCGCCUACGCUUUCAGACGUGUUAGUUUACUUUGAUAAUAAUGAGGCUAUAGAUACGGGUAUUGCUGUUUUAGCCUCAUUUACAGGCUAAGCUAAGUCAACAGUGUGUAGUUAGCCAGCACUUGUGUUUACAUUUUUUUUUUUUUUAACCAAGAUGUACACUUUACUGUCUGGAUUAUAUAAGUACAUGUUCCAAAAGGACGAAUACUGUAUUUUGAUUCUGGGUCUUGAUAACGCCGGGAAAACGACCUUUUUGGAACAGACCAAAACAAAGUUCAGUAAGAACUACAAGGGAAUGAGUUUGUCUAAGAUCACAACGACAGUGGGACUAAACAUUGGAACGAUCGAUGUGGGCAAAGCUCGUCUAAUGUUCUGGGAUCUGGGAGGUCAGGAGGAGCUUCAGUCUCUAUGGGACAAAUAUUAUGCUGAGUCCCACGGAGUCAUAUAUGUGAUAGAUUCAACUGAUGAAGAACGUCUCUCAGAAUCAAAGGAGGCUUUCGAGAAAAUGAUCAGCAGUGAAGCUUUAGAAGGCGUUCCUCUACUUGUGUUGGCCAACAAGCAGGAUGUGCCGAACUGUUUGUCGGUGCCGGACAUUAAAACAGCCUUCAGCGACUGCGCCCCAAAGAUCGGCAAGAGAGACUGUUUAGUCCAGCCUUGUACCGCCCUCACAGGAGACGGCGUCAACGAAGGCAUCGAGUGGAUGGUGAAGUGCGUCGUGAGGAACAUUCACCGGCCGCCCAGACAGAAGGACAUCACAUAAGAGGACGUCGUCCUGAUCUCUGUUCUGAUUUUGAACUGCGAGUUUCUUCUUUGAGGACAUUCCAUAUAAACCCUGGAGCUGAGAACCCCCCCUCCACCCCCCCCCACUCCCACACCUUCAUGUUUCCUGCAACCUUUUGAAUUGAGAAUGGUUUGCACUUCUGCAUUUAUGAUCUGGGUGCACACACAGAGUGACAGCAUUUUUUUUUUUACUACGGUCUAUCUCUGUGUGUGUUUACACUUGUUGAAAGUGUGUUGUGAUUUUUCUCUGCUUUAUGUGUGGAGCAGCGUCUCUGUGGAGCUCGGCUGCCAGUAUUGUGAGAGCACAGAAACAGUGACGACCCGCUGGUCACAUAAAAUAUAUAAAGCUUUAAAAUGACGGUCGUCUCUUUUCUCACGCUGUCGGAAUCAGGUGUUUAGCUCACAUUUGUAGAGAUGUCAUGACACAACCAGCUGUAACUACGGGAAGAUUAAUAAGCAGGGAUAUAAAUGUCUGUAUGAACUUAGAACUUGGACUUUAAUUAUCUAUCUAAUAAAAUAAAUGGUAAAGCAAAAUA
Molecule: messenger RNA, 1435 nt
Organism: Mugil cephalus (flathead mullet)
Lineage: Eukaryota; Metazoa; Chordata; Actinopteri; Mugiliformes; Mugilidae
Gene: arfrp1
Product: ADP-ribosylation factor related protein 1
Exons: 7
Coding region: 274-879 (201 amino acids)
Biological process (GO): Golgi to plasma membrane protein transport; intracellular protein transport; protein localization to organelle
Cellular component (GO): Golgi apparatus
Molecular function (GO): GTPase activity; GTP binding
Source: RefSeq, a predicted model, not a curated record